AUGGGACUCUUAUCUCUCCCGCUGUUGUAUGGAGCAAAGAUAAACGAUCUAAUCGUGGCUGGCGAAUGGUGGAGGCUGGUCACGCCCAUGUUUCUGCACUCUGGGGUUCCUCAUGUAGCUCUUAGCUCAUGGACUCUGCUUACCUUUGGACCAAAAGUCUGCCGUGACUAUGGGCUACUCACGUUCUGUCUCAUAUACAUUCUCGGAGGUGUCUCUAGUAAUUUCAUGAGCUUUCUUCAUACACCAGAUCCUACAGUUGGAGGAACUGGGCCAGCAUUCGCAUUAAUAGGAGCUUGGCUUGUUGACCAAUCUCAUAACAAGGAUAUGAUCAAAGAGAUGAGUACGAAGACUUGUUUCAGAAGGCCAUUAUAA
Molecule: messenger RNA, 372 nt
Organism: Eruca vesicaria subsp. sativa (arugula)
Lineage: Eukaryota; Viridiplantae; Streptophyta; Magnoliopsida; Brassicales; Brassicaceae
Source: the annotation of a GenBank genome assembly